UCUCUUGGGAGGCGAGGUGUGGGGAAUAUCAUCUCCUGGUCACCUCUUUCUUGGGUGCUUCUCUCAUCUCCACUUUUCUCCCACUAUGACCACCACGACCACCUUCAAGGGGAUGGACCCCAGUGGCCAGAGCAGCUCCAGAGUUUUUUGCCCUCCAGGUGGUGGUUCCAAUUUCUCUUUGGGAUUUGAUGAACCAAAAGACCAACCAGUGCGAAAUAACAGGCUGGCAUCCAAUAUCUUUGGGACUGCAGAAGAGAAUCCACCUUCCUAGGAGUCAACAGCAGCCAAGUCCAGUGAUGUCAGUGAAAGUUCUGAAGCACCUGGAUCCCAAAGAAGAAAAUCUUCUGAUGCAAACUGUGGAGACUAUGUAGAUCCAAAGUGCGGAGAAGUCAAGGUUCCUGAAAACACCGAGGCUGAAAUAGAAACUGCUUCAGGCCUGGGUGAAGAAAAGCCCCUGCCGGCUGCACCUGUUCCUAGCCCAGUAGCCCCUGCACCUUAUGGGAGAAAUCCACCUGGUGGGAAGUCCAGCCUAGACCUUGGCUAA
This is a messenger RNA of Eublepharis macularius, 544 nucleotides long. Its product is annotated as jupiter microtubule associated homolog 1-like. The record is from RefSeq and is a predicted model, not a curated record. NCBI's taxonomy places the organism in Eukaryota, Metazoa, Chordata, Lepidosauria, Squamata, Eublepharidae. Gene Ontology annotation, cellular component: nucleus.